This is a messenger RNA of Chanos chanos (milkfish), 2472 nucleotides long. RefSeq names its product FERM domain containing 6 (gene frmd6). Gene Ontology annotation, cellular component: cytoskeleton; cytoplasmic side of apical plasma membrane. The record is from RefSeq and is a predicted model, not a curated record. The coding region runs from base 204 to 2033 and encodes 609 amino acids. Lineage: Eukaryota; Metazoa; Chordata; Actinopteri; Gonorynchiformes; Chanidae. Gene Ontology annotation, biological process: positive regulation of hippo signaling. The transcript is spliced from 14 exons.
CUAAGCGGAGGAAUAAACUUGCUUGUCAUUUGAAGGACAUCUGCUUUCCCCCCGAUGCCAGCUGGUGUGUGUGUCCAACUCAGAGCUGCAGCGUGGGGCAUUAGAGUGGCAGUGUUGGAGCCCGUGUGAACCAGGGGCCCGUCACUGGUGGGGGAAUCUCACCUAGGGGCCCAAGUGCCCAAUCCAGGGCCAGCCAGACCAACAUGAACAAACUGAACUUCCACAACAAUAAAACCAUGCAGGACCGCCGUUGUGUAUGUGUGUUUCUCCCCAACGACGACACACUCAAUGUUAUUGUCAGUGUGAAAACUCUUUGUCAGGAGCUGCUCGUUCAGGUCUGUGAUCUGCUCAGAUUGAAGGACUGUCACCUGUUUGGUCUCAGCGUCAUCCAGAAUAAUGAACACAUCUACAUGGAGCUGGGACAGAAGCUGUCCAAGUACUGUCCCAAGGAGUGGAAGCGGGAGGCCAGCAAGGGCAUAGAUCAGUUUGGGCCUCCGAUGAUCAUCCAUUUCAGAGCUCAGUAUUACGUGGAGAACGGCCGGCUGAUCAGUGAUCGCGUCGCGAGGUACUAUUAUUACUGGCACUUGCGGAAGCAGGUGCUGCAGUCCCAGUGUAUUCAGAGGGAGGAGGCCUACUUUCUGCUCGCAGCCUUUGCCUUGCAAGCAGACCUUGGCAACUUCAAACGCAACAAGCACUUUGGGAAAUACUUCGAACCCGAAGCUUACUUCCCCCCCUGGGUGAUUGCUAAACGUGGGCGGGACUACAUCCUGCGGCACAUCCCUAACAUGCAUAAAGACCAGUUUGCCCUGACAGCAUCCGAAGCCCAGCUUAAAUACAUUAAAGAGUCCGCUCUACUGGAUGACGUAGCUGUCCACUAUUAUCGUCUAUAUAAGGACAAAAAGGACGUGGAGGCCUCUCUCACUUUGGGUCUGACCUUGCGUGGGAUCCAGAUCUUUCAGAACGUGGGCAGUGUGAGACAGCUCCUCUAUGAUUUUCCCUGGACCAACGUGGGCAAACUGGUGUUCGUCGGGAAGAAGUUUGAGAUUUUACCGGACGGUCUGCCCUCAGCUCGGAAGCUUAUUUACUACACCGGCUGUCCCAUGCGUUCUCGUCACCUCCUGCAGUUGCUUAGCAACAGCCACCGCCUGUACAUGAACCUACAGCCUGUACUAAAACAGGUCCGCCGCCUAGAAGAGAAUGAAGAGAAGAAACAGUAUCGAGAGUCGUACAUCAGUGACGCUCUGGAGUUGGACAUGGAUCAUCUGGACAAAGGCUCUCGCGCCAGCGGUAGCAGCGCGGGCAGCGUGUCGCGCCACACGCGCCUCUCCCGCCGCUCCACCGCCAGCCACGGCAGCUCGCACACGUCCGGCAUCGACACGGACAGCUUCCGCACGUCCGGACAGGCCCCCCACCGCACGCUCCGCACCCACUCCUCAUCCACCACCAGCCACGGCAGCUCCCACACCUCCGGCAUCGAGAGCGGAGGAAAGGAGCGCUGCCUGGACGAUGACGAGAUUGAGAUGCUAGUUGACGACCCUAAAGACUAUGAGGAGCUGCAUGAGUUAGCCCUGGAACUCAACCAAGACCUGUGUAUUCACAUUACUGAAGACAUGCUAACCUCACCUCAAACCAACGGCUACACAGGUCUGGUAGUGAAGGACGUCAGUUCAUCCACAUCCAGCUCCUCUGAGACUGUGGUUAAAAUGAGGGGACAGAGUAUUGAGUCCCUCCCUCAGACGACAAUUUGCAGGAAGCCACAGAAUUCCACGGACCGGCACAGCCAAUCGCUGGACGAUGUCCGACUUUACCAGAGAAAUUGUCAGCAAUGGGCGGAGCUUUGUCAGGACACCGCCCACAGUUACACAUUUGGCUGUGCCCAGGACCUCGAUGACGGUAUCACGGGCGGUUACCAGGGACUCGCUGAACAGUGCGCUGGUAUCCGUGACAACCAGCACCCUUUUCCAAUCAAGCGAACCAACAAGUACUUCUCAUUGGACUUGACGACGGAUGAGAUCCCCGAGUUUGUAGUGUGAAGAUGAAAGGGGAGGAGGGAAUGUAAAAAAGAGGAAAAGAAACCCCUCCUAUCAUCCCACUGGUCCUUGGCCCUGUCAAGGCAAGCAGAGAGUGGCACAGGACUGGCAGUCAAAUGUCCAUAAUGGGCCUUUGAACUCCAGACAGAGAAGCUUAUAAAUGCUGUGGAUGUGUGUCAGUGUGUGUGUGUGUGUGUGUGUGUGUGUGGGAGAGAAAGAGAGAGACAGACAAGCCGUAAUUGCAUCUCGUCAGAGUGAACACACACUCUAAUACACACCCUCAGUGGACUUUUGGAUGAAAAAAAUGGGAACGUAAUGAAAUGAAAAGGGAGAGCUGAUGUUCCAGGUUCCCAUCUACUGUAUGGGAAAGAGACUGAAUGAAACUAAAGGAAACUAAAGGGAAUCUCCACACAGUUUUUAUUCUUAUUACUCUAAAAAAAAA